Molecule: messenger RNA, 2224 nt
Organism: Dioscorea cayenensis subsp. rotundata (Guinea yam)
Lineage: Eukaryota; Viridiplantae; Streptophyta; Magnoliopsida; Dioscoreales; Dioscoreaceae
Product: pentatricopeptide repeat-containing protein At3g49710-like
Biological process (GO): RNA modification
Molecular function (GO): protein binding; zinc ion binding; RNA binding
Source: RefSeq, a predicted model, not a curated record
UAACAGGGGUAUAAAACCAAAAUUCACAAAAAAUUGUUACCAGUGUAUGAAGUUAACACUCGCAUUGUCAUGCCCAAACCUUCUCUGUUUCCGAGAUCUCCUGAAAUCCUGCAUCGCCGGCGGCGACCUCGCCGGAGGCGCCGCCCUCCACGCCAUCUACACCAAGUCCGGCAUUCCCCAUUCCACCUACUUCUCCAACCACUUCAUCCUCCUUUACUCUAAAUGCGGCCUUCUCCAUCACGCCCAUCAAGUGUUCGACGAAAUCCCUCAACCAAACGUCUUCUCCUACAACGCGCUCCUCUCUGCGCUCGCGCGCGAUCCUCUCCACUCCGACCUCGCCCCUUCCUUCUUCGACCGCAUCCCCAACCCCGAUCUUGUCUCCUUCAACACCCUGCUCGCCUUCUUCUCCGCCGCCUCUCGCCCUUCCGACGCCCUCCGGCUCUUUUCUCGCAUGCGCUACCUCGACGCCUGCAUUGACGGGUUCACUCUCUCCUCUGUGAUCUCUUCUCUUGUGGAUCUCCCCGUUGAUCCAUUCCACUCCCUUGCCAUCUCCUCUGGGCUCAACUCCUUCGUCUCUGUUAACAAUGCUCUCAUUAGUAGCUACAGUAAAUGCGGCGCCUUGGACAAAGCUGAGCUGGUUUUCGAUCGUUUGCGAGCUGGCCGUGAUGCUGUUUCCUGGAAUUCCAUGAUCGUCGCUUACGGGCAGCACCGCGAGGGGACGAAAGCUCUGAGCUUGUACACAGAGAUGGUGAGGUUGGGCUUCGAGGUGGAUUUGUAUACGCUUGCGAGUGUUCUCACGGCGUUCACUUCGGUGAAAGAUUUGCAGGGCGGUGUGCAGUUCCACGCGAUGUUGGUGAAGUGCGCGCGCGAGAGGAACGCGCAUGUUGGCAGUGGUUUGAUUGAUCUCUAUUCCAAAUGUGGCCGGAUUUGGGAUGCUCGGAAGGUGUUUGAUGAAAUGCUUGACUGGGAUUUAGUGCUCUGGAAUACGAUGAUUUCCGGGUUUUCAAUGUAUGAGGAAUUGGCAGAGGAGGGACUGGUUUGUUUUAGAGAUUUGCAGAGGUUUGGUCUCCGGCCGGAUGAUUGUAGCUUCGUGUGCGCAAUCAGUGCUUGCUCAACCCUGUCUUCACCUUUGCAGGGGAUGCAGUUGCAUUCACUGGCUAUGAAAUCUGAUGUUCGAAAGAAUCAGAUAUCGGUGAGCAAUGCAUUGAUCGCGAUGUAUUCAAAGUGCGGGAAACUCGAUGAAGCUAAGAAAGUGUUUGAUAGAAUGCCGGAGCGGAAUACCGUGUCGUAUAAUUCGAUGAUUGCUGGCUAUGCACAACACGGACUCGGUGUUGAGGCGUUGGCCUUGUUCGAUGAAAUGGUUGAGUUGAAUUAUGUACCGACUAGUGUCACUUUUGUUUCGGUGCUCUCUGCUUGUGCGCACACCGGACGAGUGGAGGAUGGUCAGAGGUGUUUCAAAUCAAUGGAACAAGAUCAUGGGAUCAAACCCGGUGAAGAGCAUUAUUCAUGCAUGAUCGAUGCUCUUGCCCGUGCGGGGAUGUUUGAAGAGGCUGAGGCACUGAUAAACAAAAUGCCGUUUGAUCUGGGUUCCAUUGGCUGGGCUGCGUUGCUCGGGGCGUGCAGGAUCCAUGGGAAGUUGAGCUUGGAGCGAAAGGCGGCAGAGAAACUACUACAACUCGAACCUUCAAAUGCAACCUCGUAUGUUAUGUUGUCGAACAUGUAUGCGAGUAAGCAAAGAUGGGAGGAAGCAGCAACAAUGCGGAAGCUGAUGAGAGAUAGAGGUCUGAAGAAAAAACCCGGUUGUAGCUGGGUCGAGUUGGGAAAGACAAUACAUGUUUUUGUAGCUGGAGAUUUAUCGCACCCGAGGAUAAAAGAGAUACACCAGUUCUUGGAAGAGAUGAAGAAGAAGAUGAAGCAGGCCGGGUAUAGGCCAGACAUGAGAUGGGCUUUGAUGAGGGAUUAUGCCGGAGAAGGUGAGGCGAGGUUGGGGCAUCAUAGUGAGAAACUUGCAGUGGCUUUCGGAGUGAUCAGCACCGGGGAUGGAGUGCCGAUAUUGGUGGUGAAGAACCUGAGAAUAUGUGGAGAUUGUCACAAUGUAAUCAAGCUAAUGUCUGCUAUUGUUGGAAGAGAGAUCACUGUAAGGGAUGCACAUAGGUUUCAUUGUUUCAGGGAUGGGCACUGUUCUUGUGGUGACUACUGGUAGUAACUUAUCAAACAACUGCAC